Molecule: messenger RNA, 313 nt
Organism: Protopolystoma xenopodis
Lineage: Eukaryota; Metazoa; Platyhelminthes; Monogenea; Polystomatidea; Polystomatidae
Source: the annotation of a GenBank genome assembly
CCGCAAGAAGCGCAGCCUCCCUUACUUGUUCAAGUCCCACUUCAACAAUCUCCUGCAGCAAAUCCUCCCCCGUUACUGGACAAACUACUGUCGCAAACUGGUAGCGAAUCGCAACUGUGUUCUGCACCAGGUACUGGGCAACUCGUCACAGCCACAGUGGUGGCGCCUGCUGGAAAACCUCAGGUAUUGGGGCUAUGUACUCAGAAAUACAAAAGUCAUCUAUAUAGCUGCUCCAUAUUUGGCUUAUACUGGCUACUUUUUUGAAAGUCUUACCAUACUUCAUCAGUCAGAUUAUUUGACAUUUUUCAGCUAG